AUGGCAGGAUGCAUUAGCUUCACAGCAUCGACAGAUUGGUUUUAUAGGUCCUUUUUCGCCUACACUGGCCUCAAAUCUGUCACGACAGAUUUUGGGGUUGGGACCUUCAUGCAUUGUUGGGUGCCAAAAACGGUCAAACCAUCGAAACCUAAUCUUCUGCUGCUGCAUGGCUUUGGAGCCAAUGCAAUGUGGCAAUACCGGGAGCAUCUCCGCCACCUCGUGCCAAAGUUCAACAUCUACGUCCCUGAUCUCCUCUUUUUUGGCGAAUCCUCGACCAAGAGUCCCGAGAGAACGGAGGCAUUCCAGGCACAAUGUGUCAUGAAACUGAUGGAGGUGCACGGGGUACAAAAGAUGAACUUGGUGGGCAUAAGUUAUGGCGGGUUUGUAGGGUACAGCAUGGCGGUACAGUUUCCCGAGGCAAUAGAGAAAUUGGUGCUAUGUUGCACUGGUGUUUGCUCGGAGGAGAAGGAUAUGGAGGAGGGUCUGUUCCCGGUUCCGGAUUUAGACGAGGCUGCUAACGUUUUGGUGCCCCAGACCCCGGAUAAACUUAGGGAACUGAUGAAUCUUUCAUUCGCCAAGCCUGUCAAAAGAGUCCCCUCGUGCUUCCUUACAGAUUUUAUUGAUGUAAUGUGCACAGACCACGUAAAAGAGAAGAGGGAACUCAUAAAAAACAUACUCGAAGAUCGACAGCUCUCAAAGAUUCCCAGAAUCACACAGCCCACAUUGAUCAUAUGGGGGGAGCAGGAUCAAAUCUUCCCCGUGGAAUUGGGUCACAGAAUGAAAAGGCAUAUUGGGGAAAAUGCUCGAAUUGAGGUGAUUAAACAUGCAGGACAUGGCGUCAACUUGGAAAAGCCUAAGGAAUUUAACAAACAUCUCAAAGCAUUUCUUGUUGAUUCUUCUGAUUCCUCCUCCUCCUCCUCCUCCUCCUCCUCCUCCUCCUCCUCCCAUUCCUUGAUUAAUUACUACAGGCAUCGACGCUUUUGGAGCAGCUAA
Molecule: messenger RNA, 993 nt
Organism: Coffea arabica (coffee)
Lineage: Eukaryota; Viridiplantae; Streptophyta; Magnoliopsida; Gentianales; Rubiaceae
Molecular function (GO): catalytic activity
Source: RefSeq, a predicted model, not a curated record